Molecule: messenger RNA, 1095 nt
Organism: Malurus melanocephalus (red-backed fairy wren)
Lineage: Eukaryota; Metazoa; Chordata; Aves; Passeriformes; Maluridae
Product: putative adenosylhomocysteinase 3
Exons: 11
Biological process (GO): L-methionine cycle
Cellular component (GO): cytosol
Source: RefSeq, a predicted model, not a curated record
AUCCAAUUUGCCGACCAAAAGCAGGAAUUCAACAAACGCCCCACCAAGAUCGGCCGCCGCUCGCUGUCGCGCUCCAUCUCUCAAUCCUCCACCGACAGCUACAGCUCAGCCGCCUCGUACACCGACAGCUCUGACGAUGAGACGUCUCCCCGGGACAAGCAGCAGAAAAACUCCAAAGGCAGCGGCGAUUUCUGCGUCAAGAACAUCAAACAGGCCGAGUUCGGGCGGCGCGAGAUCGAGAUCGCCGAGCAGGAGAUGCCGGCGCUGAUGGCCCUAAGGAAGAGAGCUCAGGGGGAGAAGCCGCUGGCCGGGGCCAAAAUUGUGGGGUGCACGCACAUCACAGCCCAGACCGCGGUUCUGAUGGAGACGCUGGCGGCACUGGGGGCUCAGUGUCGUUGGGCCGCCUGCAACAUCUACAGCACCCUCAACGAGGUGGCGGCCGCGCUGGCCGAGAGCGGGUUCCCAGUGUUUGCCUGGAAGGGCGAAUCUGAGGACGAUUUCUGGUGGUGCAUCGACCGCUGCGUCAACGUGGAGGGCUGGCAGCCCAACAUGAUCCUGGACGAUGGUGGAGACCUCACCCACUGGAUCUACAAGAAAUAUCCCAACAUGUUCAAGAAGAUCAAGGGCAUCGUGGAGGAGAGCGUCACCGGGGUGCACAGGCUGUACCAGCUCUCCAAGGCAGGGAAGCUCUGUGUCCCCGCCAUGAACGUCAACGACUCCGUCACCAAACAGAAAUUCGACAAUUUGUACUGCUGCCGGGAAUCCAUCCUGGACGGGCUGAAGAGGACGACGGAUAUGAUGUUUGGGGGGAAGCAGGUGGUGGUUUGUGGCUAUGGGGAGGUGGGGAAGGGCUGCUGCGCCGCGCUCAAGGCCAUGGGAUCCAUCGUCUACGUGACCGAGAUCGACCCCAUCUGCGCCCUACAGGCCUGCAUGGACGGGUUCCGGCUGGUGAAGCUCAAUGAGGUCAUCAGACAGGUGGACAUCGUCAUCACCUGCACGGGGAACAAGAACGUGGUGAGCAGGGAGCACCUGGACAGGAUGAAAAACGGCUGCAUCGUCUGCAACAUGGGGCACUCCAACACCGAGAUCGACGUG